Molecule: messenger RNA, 1416 nt
Organism: Elephantulus edwardii (Cape elephant shrew)
Lineage: Eukaryota; Metazoa; Chordata; Mammalia; Macroscelidea; Macroscelididae
Gene: PLA1A
Product: phospholipase A1 member A
Exons: 12
Coding region: 1-1416 (471 amino acids)
Biological process (GO): lipid metabolic process
Molecular function (GO): carboxylic ester hydrolase activity; lipase activity
Source: RefSeq, a predicted model, not a curated record
AUGCACAGAUGUUUACAGGUGGAGAGUCCGAGGUACCUGCAAGUGACAAGCUGUAAGGUGUCUGGGAACCAUGAAGUUUUGUGUCAUUUACAUUCUUGGGAUCCUUUAACGUAUCUGUCAGGGAGCUCUGGGGACAUACUUCCUACCCUGGAACAAAAAUGUGCUGACUUCCAGAAUGCCAGUUUCCUCCGAGGCACCACUCUCAAAAUCCAAUUUCUCCUCUUUACCCAUUCCAAUCCUAGCUGUGGGCAGAGAGUGGAAGAAGGCAGUGACCUUCAGAACUCUGGGUUCAACACUUCUCUGGAAACAAAACUGCUUAUCCAUGGUUUCAGAGCUUUAGGAUCAAAGCCAUCCUGGAUUGAUAAAUUCAUUAGAACCCUUCUGCGCACAACCAACUCUAAUGUGAUAGCUGUGGACUGGGUUUAUGCCUCGACGGGCUUCUACUUCUCAGUUGUAGAAAAUGUGGUUAAGGUGAGCCUGGAGAUCUCCAGAUUCCUCGGUCAAGUCUUGGAGCUGGGUGUGUCCAAGUCUUCAAUCCACAUCAUUGGUGUUAGCCUGGGGGCCCACGUUGGGGGCAUGGUGGGACAAUUCCACAGAGGCCAACUGGGGAGAAUAACAGGCCUGGACCCCGCGGGACCAGAGUACACCAGGGCCAGCUGGGAGGAGCGCCUGGAUCCUGGAGAUGCCCUGUUCGUGGAAGCCAUCCACACAGAUACUGAUAAUUUGGGUAUCCGGAUUCCUGUUGGACAUGUGGACUACUUUGUCAAUGGAGGCAAAGACCAACCUGGCUGUCCCACAUUCAUUCAUGCAGGUUACAAUUAUCUGAUCUGCGAUCACAUGAGGGCUGUGCAGCUCUACCUCAGUGCCCUGGAGGACUCCUGCCCGUUGAUGGCCUUCCCCUGUUCCAGCUACAAGGCCUUCCUUGCUGGAGAUUGCCUGGACUGCUUCAACCCUUUCCUGCUUUCUUGUCCACGGAUCGGGUUGGUAGAACAAAGUGGUGUCAAUAUAGUGCCACUUCCGAAGGAAGUGAAAGUCUACCUCCUGACCUCUUCCAAGGCUCCGUACUGUGUGUAUCACAAUCUUGUGGAAUUUCGCUUGAAGGAAACAAGAAACAAGGACACAGACAUCGAGGUCACUUUCCUUACCAACAAUGUCACCUCUUCAGUCACGAUCACCAUACCUAAACACCAGCUCCGGGGGAAAAGAAUCCUGGCUCACCCACAAUGUCACAUAAACCAAGUAAAUCUCAAACUCCAUGCUUCCAAACGAAUGUGGAGAAAAGACAGGACUGUCAUCACUGGGACGCUCUGCACAGGCCCUCUGCCCAUCAAUAACAGAGAAAAAGUGGUCUGCUUACCGUUAGUGCAGUUGCAAGCAGGUGUGACUGCUUCUCAUGACCUGAAAAUAGCCUGUUAG